GCGGCGGCGGUAGCGCUCCGGCGAGAAUACGGGAGGAUGGCGGCGGCAGCGGAAGGCUGCAGCCCGCACGCCAUGACCGGGAGCCCGAAGAAGGGUUUGCGCCAAGAGCGAACGAGGAACUUUUAUAAGACUGCGCAGUUUAGUUCAGUACCUUCGGGGACUUGGUGCCGUCUAGUCAUCUAGAUGCCGCCGCUGCCGCAGAUUCCUCUCCACGCGCGUGCCCCGCUCUCCUCCACUGCCGCUCACCACCUGCUCGACAGAAUCCCGCGCCCAACAAGCACCUUGCCUCUUCUCGCCUCCUCCCCCGCCGCGUUCACGGCAGCCGUCCCGUCGUCCGUCCCGGCCAACCUCCCGGCGCUCCACGGUCUCGCCAUUGCCUCCGGCCUCGACGCCUUCUCCUUCGUGACCAACUCCCUCGCCGCGCGCUACGCCAAGUCCGCCUCGUCGUUCCCGUCGGCGGCCAAGGUUUUCCACACGGCCCGGGCGCGGGAUGUCAGCUCCUACAACACCAUCCUCUCCGCGCUCCCGGACCGCGGCGAGGCGCUCGCGUUCGCGGCAUGGAUGCUCCGGUCCGGCGACGUGCGGCCCGACGCCGUCACGCUCACCGUCGCGCUGUCGCUCGCGGCCAGCCGCGGGGAGGCCGACGGGGUUUGGAUCGUGCGGCAGCUCCACGCGCUGGCGUCGCGGUCCGGGCUCGUCGCCGACGUGUUCGUCGGCAACGCGCUCGUCACGGCCUACUCCCGGGGAGCGCUCCUCGGCGCCGCCAGGAGGGUGUUCGACGAAAUGCCGGCGAGGGACCUCGUGUCCUGGAACGCGAUGAUCUGCGGGCUCGCGCAAGACGGCGACUGCCCGACGGAAGUGAUUCUUGUGUUCCUUCGGUUGCUGAAGGAUGGCGGCGCUGCUGUCCGGCCUGACCGGAUAUCCGUCUGCAGCGUGAUCCCGGCUUGCGGCAGCGAGGGGAAGAUCGAGCUCGGCCGGCAGGUUCACAGCUUCACGGUGAAGCUCGGCGUUGAGGGCAAGGUCUCCAUCGGCAAUGUGCUCGUCGCGAUGUACUACAAGUCCGGCGCCGCUGGGUGCGCCAGGAAGCUCCUGAAGUCCAUGGACGAGCGCGACGUCAUCUCGUGGACCACGGCCAUUUCGAUGGACGGGGAAGAAGACGCCAUCGAGCUGUUCAAUGGCAUGAGGCAAGACGGCGUGCCGCCGAACGAGGUCACCUUCGUGGCGCUGAUGUCGGCAUUGGCGGCAGGCUGCCCAGCGAGGUACGGGCAGAUGAUCCACACUGUGUGCCUCAAGACCGGCGUGUCAGACGAGGCGGCCGCGGCGAACAGCCUCAUCACCAUGUACGCCAAGCUGCGGCGCAUGGACGACGCCCGAACGGUGUUCGAUCGCAUGCCUCGGCCGGAGAUCAUCGCUUGGAAUGCUCUGAUCUCUGGCUACGCACAGAAUGAGCUAUGCAACGAAGCUCUCCAGGUCUUCUCGUGCAUGGUCAGGUGCUUGAGACCCAACGAGACAACAUUUGCAAGCGUGCUCAGCGCGGUCACCGCCGUAGAGACAGUCUCCAUGGCUUACGGCGAGAUGUACCACUGCCAGAGUCUGAAGCUUGGGCUUAAGGUCAGCGAGUACGUCUCUGGCGCUCUCAUCGACAUGUACGCGAAGCGUGGCAGCUUGGAGGAGUCCCGGAAGGCGUUCGAUGUGACAGUCCACCGGAGCCUCAUUGCCUGGACAGCGAUCAUCUCUGCUCACGCAAAGCACGGGAACUAUGACACCGUCAUGAACCUCUUCGACGACAUGGUGUGCUCCGGUGUUGCUCCGGACGGCGUCGUGCUGCUAUCUGUCCUCACAGCCUGCCGCCACAGCGGGGCGGUCAACACGGGGCGUGAGAUCUUCGACUCGAUGCCUGCCGAGCACCACGUCGAGCCGUGGCCAGAACAUUACGCGUGCGUCAUCGACAUGUUAGGUCGGGCAGGCCGGCUGGAGGAAGCCGAGGAGCUCAUGCUACAGAUGCCGACCGGGCCGAGCGUCUCGGCUCUGCAGAGCUUGCUGGGAGCCUGCCGCAUCCAUGGCAACACGAGCAUCGCCGAGAGGGUCGCCGGCAUCCUGACAGAGACUGAGCCGACGGAGUCCGGCGCAUACGUGUUGCUGUCCAACAUCUACGCCGAGAAGGGGGACUGGGGAGGCGUGGCAAAGGUGAGAAGGGAGAUGAGGGAGAAGGGCGUGAGGAAGGAGAUUGGGUUCAGCUGGGUGGACUUCGGUGCUGGCGAGUCCCUGCAUUUGCACAAGUUUUCGUCAGAUGAUACGACGCAUCCGUGCACGGAAGAGAUAUACAGAGUGGCCGAGGGGUUAGGCUUGGAGACGAAACUACUGAAGAACUGUUUGCACAUGGAAAUGGAGAGCAUUUUCUGAUGUCUCAAACUCUUAAUUUCGUUUAGGGUUUAGAGAUUAAUUGUGUAUUCUCCAAAACGUUUUCGUUCAAGAUUAGCUCUAGAUUAUCUUACGCAGCACUGAAUGUGUAAAACUGGCAAAAUGUAUGUACUCCCUUCGACUGGAAUUACAUGUCGAAAUAUUACAUGUACUAGCUUUGGUACUA
Molecule: messenger RNA, 2587 nt
Organism: Brachypodium distachyon (stiff brome)
Lineage: Eukaryota; Viridiplantae; Streptophyta; Magnoliopsida; Poales; Poaceae
Product: pentatricopeptide repeat-containing protein At4g32430, mitochondrial
Exons: 1
Coding region: 184-2403 (739 amino acids)
Biological process (GO): RNA modification
Molecular function (GO): protein binding; RNA binding
Source: RefSeq, a predicted model, not a curated record